AUGAAGUUCGCCACCACCUUUGCAGUUGCUGCCGCUGUCGCCGCCUCUUCCGCUGAUGCCUCGAGACUUUCGACGGGUGUUUGCUACGCGCCGUGGCACCACCCCGCCGUCAACUGGGACGUGCUCGCCAAGGACAUGAAGCAGGUGGCCGAGCACUUCUCCAGCAUCCGCACGUACGAGGCGCAGAUGAGCGGCGUCAAUGCCAUUGACAUGGCGGCGGCCGCCGGUCUCCGCGUUGCUGUCGGUGUGCAGCUCUGCGAUCCCAACCGUAUCGACGCCGAGAUCAAGGCGGUCUGCGAUGGCUACGCGCGGAACCCGUGGGCCGUCGAGGCUGUCUACGUCGGUAACGAAGACCUACAGAACAAUGGAUUCGGUAAGUACUCGGCCGACCAGCUCAUCGGCUUCAUCAACCGCGUGCGUAGCUGCGUGGGCAAGACGCCCAUCGGAUCGGUGCAGCGCAUCAACGAGUGGCUGAGCGCCAAUGAUGCGUGGAAGCUGGCCAACGCCGUGGACAACAUCGGCGUCAACAUCUACCCAUUCUUCACGCCGGGCUCGCAGCCGUCGGUGCAGAAGCUGGAUGCACAAUGGAACCAAAUGGUGUCCAAGUUUGGCUCGAACAAGCUUCACCUGACCGAGACGGGCUGGCCGACCGCCGGUGAGAGCUACGCCGGCAACGUUCCGUCGGUGGGUGCCUUGACGCAGUACUUUUACGACUACGUCUACGGCUGGUCGGUCGGCAAGGGCCAGUCGUACUGGUUCAUGAUGUACGACACGACCGUGAGCUACACGGGAGCCGAGCACGAGAAGCACUUCGGCCUCUUCAACACGGACAUGUCGCCGAAAAUCAACAUGCCGCAGAACCCGAGCCAGCAGCAGCAGCAGCGUCUCCGCCGCGACUAA
Messenger RNA from Phytophthora sojae, 900 nucleotides. Its product is annotated as glycosyl hydrolase family 17-like protein. The transcript has a single exon. Bases 1 to 900 code for a protein of 299 amino acids. NCBI's taxonomy places the organism in Eukaryota, Oomycota, Peronosporomycetes, Peronosporales, Peronosporaceae. The record is from RefSeq and is a predicted model, not a curated record.